UGGGGUAGUGACCGGAAGCCGAAUCUCGGAGCCAAACGGUUGGAUGACCCGCCGCUUCCUUCACGCUCCUCCUUCCCCCAUAACCUGAAAUGUUUCGCUGACGACCUCAAAUUUGAUAUUUUCCGCUUCGAAUUGAUAUCACAACCGUAAUCACCACAACAAACAACAAUGGCACCCAUCUACAAAAUCGCUACGAUCCAACUUGUCCCAAAGGAUAUCGCCGUCAAAGACAACUUCACCCGAGCCGAGUCCUUCAUCCGACAGGCCGCUGCUCAGGGGACACAUCUCGCCGUGCUGCCCGAGUAUCACCUGACCUCAUGGUGCCCCGACCACCCGGACUUCAUCGCCGCCUGCGCCGAGUCCGCGACCUACCUCCCCCGCUACCAGGCCCUAGCCCGCCACCUCAACAUCAACAUCGUCCCCGGCACCAUCUGCGAGGUCCACCCCUCCCCCGCCAACAGCAACAACAACAACAACGGUGACACCACCGCCCAAGAAAUCCGCAACAUGGCCUACUGGAUCGAAGCCAGCACCGGCCGCCUCCUGGCCUCCUACCAAAAAGUCAACCUCUGGCACUCCGAGCGGCCCCACCUCACCGCGGGCAUCGCGCAAUCCGCGCACCGCGCCUUCGACACCCCCCUAACCUGGGAAGGCCCCACCACCACUGCUACCGACUCAGCGCAACAGAAGGAGAACCACCGCGGCCGCGGGCGACCCAUACGCGCGGGCAUGCUGAUCUGCUGGGACCUGACCUUCCCCGAAGCCUUCCGGGCGCUGGUGCGGGACGGGGCCGAGCUGAUCGUGAUCCCGUCGUACUGGGUGUGCGACCGGAGCGACCUGGAGGAGGCGCGCAGGCGGAUGAAUGCCGACUGCGAGGGCCUGUUCAUCGAUAACGCGCUCGUGGCGCGGGCGUUUGAGAACGAGUGCGUCGUCGUGUUUUGUAACGCGCCCGGGUUGAGUGGGGUGGUGGCGCCGGUGUUUGGUAGGGUGGGCGGGGAGGGGUUGGGGGCGAAUGAGGAGGUGAUGAGGGUGGUGGAGGUGGAUUUUGAGUCGGUGGAGGUGAUUGAGGAGGUGUAUAAGGUGAGGAAGGACUUGGCGAGGGAGGGGUGGCACUAUGGGUAUUCGAUUUGUGGGGAGGAGGAAGGGGAAGAGCGGGUGGUGAAGAGUGGCUCUUCCCGUGGAAGGGGGUGGGAGAAGUUGUGAAGGGAGUUCCCUUUUUGGCGGUAUUGUUGGUGGUCACUUACACCUUUUCCCUGCCUUGCCUUCCGCAUGCCAGUUGGUUGUGAAAGGUGUUGUAAGGACUCGGGAAGGAAACCGAGAUUAAAGCACAAGGACCACCUACCCGACAUAACUGUGUCAUUGAGCAAUGCACCCACCUGAGGUAGCCAACACAAACUGGUUCGCGGUCACUGCAUUACCUUUCAAGUUUACUCAGCUUAAAGUAGAUCCAGAACCCCAUUUUUUCAUGGUUCUCUUCGACCAUCAAUCCUUACGCAAAUAAACAACCAUGGGAGACUCUCCAAUGGCCGUCCUCAUGGCCGACUCCUGGGGGCCUCCUACGGCAUCACCAAUUUACGAG
Messenger RNA from Chaetomium fimeti, 1579 nucleotides. RefSeq names its product carbon-nitrogen hydrolase. The coding region runs from base 169 to 1203 and encodes 344 amino acids. The transcript is spliced from 2 exons. The record is from RefSeq and is a predicted model, not a curated record. Gene Ontology annotation, molecular function: beta-ureidopropionase activity. NCBI's taxonomy places the organism in Eukaryota, Fungi, Ascomycota, Sordariomycetes, Sordariales, Chaetomiaceae.